Molecule: messenger RNA, 2205 nt
Organism: Coregonus clupeaformis (lake whitefish)
Lineage: Eukaryota; Metazoa; Chordata; Actinopteri; Salmoniformes; Salmonidae
Product: hyaluronan and proteoglycan link protein 3-like
Exons: 5
Coding region: 132-1220 (362 amino acids)
Biological process (GO): cell adhesion
Molecular function (GO): hyaluronic acid binding
Source: RefSeq, a predicted model, not a curated record
UGACGUCGCCUCUCUUAUUCUCCAUGAAAAUGUCAAUGGGAAGAAUUGGGACCAGACGUGUAGCUAUCUCACAAAGGAACGUCAGGGGGAACAUGAACUGACACGACGUUAAAUCUUGUUCCACUCUGAGGAUGUUGAGCUCACUACGCCCCCUACUGGUCGUCUGGAUGUACCUCCUCGUCUCCAGCCACGCCGCCCCCAGAUACAACAAUGGCUUUUUCUACCACGACAUCAUGAACGGCGAUGGCAACGGAGAGAUCUACUUUAACGGGGUCCGUCUCCAUGUGGAGUCCUCUCAGCCCUCAGUGUCGGCGGCCAGGGGUAGUGAUGUCACCCUGCCCUGUCACUACCGCUACGAACCCGAGAUCAACGGACCCCGUCGGACCCGGGUCAAAUGGUCUUGGCUGCCCACCAACGGCGCCAGCAAGACCACCCGCGAGACCGACGUGAUGGUCGCCAUGGGCAACCGUCACCGUAGCUACGGCAGCUUCCAGGGGAGGGUGCGCCUGCGUCGGGCUGCGCCAGGGGACAUGUCGCUAGUGAUCAAGGAGCUGCACAUGAACGACACAGGCCGCUACCGCUGUGAGGUCAUCGACGGGCUGGAGGACGAGAGCGUGACGGUGGAGCUGGAGCUGCGAGGAGUGGUAUUUCCCUACAACUCCCAGAAGGGCCGCUACCAUUUCAGCUUCCUGGGGGCCCAGCGUGCGUGUGAGGAGCAGGAUUCGACCCUGGCCACCUUCGACCAGCUCUUUGCCGCCUGGGAGGAGGGGCUAGACUGGUGCAACGCCGGCUGGUUGGCUGAUGGGACGGCUCAGUAUCCAAUCACCACACCACGGGAGGCCUGUGGGGGCGUGGACUUAGCCCCUGGUCUCCGUAGUUCCGGACAACACCACCGCCACCUCCACCGCUUUGACGCCUUCUGUUUCUCAGCCGCCCCCAAGGGUACAGUCUACUUCCUGAAACGACCCCAGAAGUUCAACUUCACCGAGGCGGUGGCGGCGUGCGUUGAUGACGGAGGUCACAUCGCCAAGGUGGGCCAACUCUACGCCGCCUGGAGGUUCAUGGGAUUGGACCUCUGCGACGCGGGCUGGUUGGCCGAUGGGAGCGUCCGUUACCCCAUCGCCAAGGCCCGCCCUAACUGCGGCCCCUCAGAACCAGGGGUGCGUCAUUUCGGCUUCCCCCCUCAGCAGCAGAAAUACAGUGUCUACUGCAAUCGGUAAACCCCCCUCAACUUCCACUCAACGAAAACCACAGUAUAGCAGUAUAAAUCAGUACGACAGAUAGCCUAUACUAGUCAACUUCUCCAUUCGCCACAGACAGUGCACGGUCACACAAUCCUAGCCUGCAUGCUACUUAGCAUUAGCUAGUUCUGUUCUCACAGUGUCCACUGUAUAGUUCUAGUGAACUGUCCCCUACUGCACUGUCUUCAUCUCCUCGUACUGAACAUACUAUCAGUCACACUGAGACUCCAACCAGCACUGAUACAACUACUGCAUAAUGAAUGGCUAUUUAGGGUUGUGUUGCCAGGUUUGGCUCACAGUAAAGGGUCGUUCCAUUUUAAACUCAGGGAAGGUGUUCAACCACGGCAAUGCCCCUCAUGAUGCUUUGCCAAGCUCUUUCCCUUGGUGUUUUGUUGAACUGUGUGUUGCUCUCUCACUGUUCCUGCAGUAAUUUCAGUCUGUUCAUAGUCUUAGGCACAUUUCUGGAUUAUCCUCAUUGUGGUAGAAUGUCUUUUCAUGUCUGGUUUUUAUAAGGCUUGAAAUUGAGUGAUGAACUUGAUGACGACGGGUGGUGGUAUAUAAACUGUGUCAUGUUGGAAGGGGAUUUGACAGUAUUUUAUGACCUUGUAGAGAGUUCAGUUUUAAAGGCUUCCAUCUAUAGCAUGCUACUUUUAAUCAGGUUGUAUGAGUUUAAUAAAAUGUUCUACCAAAUGAAUAAAAUCAUGCCAAGAGAUUGGAAAUGCUCAAGUCUUUACCCCCCCAAAAAAAUCUGAAUCGUCCAUUACUGACACAAAACUGCUUUCAAUACCUGACAUUUGAAUAGAUGAUGUAACUAUUUGCUGGAGUUGACCCGGACACCAUAUAUAGAAAUAUACUAACACUUAUGUGUCCCUGCCAAUGGUGGCUAGGUCCUGUUCGUUAGGCCACACUAAAAACGUUUUAAAAAACACUUUGCAACAUAAAAUAAAACUGUGUGUUUAUUGUC